Limanda limanda (common dab) is the source of this 1150-nucleotide messenger RNA. Its product is annotated as DNA damage-inducible transcript 4 protein-like. The transcript is spliced from 2 exons. The coding region runs from base 107 to 787 and encodes 226 amino acids. Gene Ontology annotation, biological process: response to hypoxia; negative regulation of TOR signaling; apoptotic process. Gene Ontology annotation, molecular function: 14-3-3 protein binding. NCBI's taxonomy places the organism in Eukaryota, Metazoa, Chordata, Actinopteri, Pleuronectiformes, Pleuronectidae. The record is from RefSeq and is a predicted model, not a curated record. Gene Ontology annotation, cellular component: cytoplasm.
UCUGGUGCUAGGAGCUCCGGGGCCCCACUGUUACGGGACACUGUUGCACCUUCUCUCUUUUCUUUCUUUCUUCUAGCAGUCCCUUUUUUAUUUUUUUUGUGUGAAGAUGUCUUUUUCUUGCGACCAGUCCCUGGACGGCAGCUUCCCUCCCUCCCCGGCAGAGGACAGGGGCGCACAGCGGCUGUCCUGGGGCAGCCUGCUGCACAGGCUGGCCGAGCUGAAGGGGGCCAACCAGCAGGUCCCAGCAGAGCAGGGCUGCAGGAGCGAGUCCGGAUCUUUAGCAGACAUGUCUCUCUCAGAGUCUGACAGCAGCCUCUUCUCUGACCCCCUGGAGGAGGCCCUAGCCACAGAUGUCCGUGCAACUAUCACACAAAGCCUCAACAAUGCCUCCCACAUCCUGGGCUGCUCCAAACUCAUCCUACCCGACUGUCUCUUGCACAGCAUCAGCCAGGAGCUGCUCCACCUGGCCACAUGCGAGCCCUGCGGCCUCAGGGGAGCGCUCAUCGACCUGUGCGUGGACAGGGGGGACCAGGGCUCCUUGUGCACUGUGGACCAAAUAGCAGUAGAUGCUACCCUGGUCCCAACCUUCCACGUGACCCUCGUGCUCAGACCCGAGUCCAGCGGGUUGUGGCCGAGGGUUCAGAAGCUCUUCAAGGGGAGCAGGUCCCAGCAGGCGUCUGGGACGCCUCUGGGGCCCCGGAGCACUCUGAGGCUGAGCAGGCAAUUCAGGGCCAUCAAGAGGAAACUGUAUAGUUCAGGGGAGCUGCUGAUUGAAGAGUGCUGCUGACCAAGCACUUCUCUCCUGGAUGAGCUGAACCAAAUUCAUGUUGAGCAUGAAAAAGAAGCAAUGUAACGUCAAUCGGCACCGACCAGAUUGCCCUGAAACAACACGUACAUCUCUGUGGGUGAACGUGUGACAAAGGUUUUCCUGGAACCAGCUAAAGUCAUGUGGCUGCUACUCACCUGUCUGAAGGUGAAUCAACAGUGAAGACUCAUGUUUGAACAUGGGUCGCUUCCUUUCCUAUGAAUGUAAAGUCACACCCUGAAGGGAACUGGCUUAAGUAUUUGAUAGUCAAAUAUUAUCAACCAAACUUGUGUUGUUUUGUACAUGACUCAAGGAACAUUAAGAAAUAAAUUAUUUUCUACUGAA